Molecule: messenger RNA, 3437 nt
Organism: Diceros bicornis minor
Lineage: Eukaryota; Metazoa; Chordata; Mammalia; Perissodactyla; Rhinocerotidae
Product: zinc finger protein 709-like
Exons: 4
Coding region: 170-1852 (560 amino acids)
Biological process (GO): regulation of transcription by RNA polymerase II
Molecular function (GO): RNA polymerase II cis-regulatory region sequence-specific DNA binding; DNA-binding transcription factor activity
Source: RefSeq, a predicted model, not a curated record
UUUUCUUUUUGCAAUUGAUUUCUAGUUUCAUACCAUUGUGGGUGGAAAAGAUGUUUGAUAUGACUUGAAUCUUAAAUUUAUUAAGACUUGUUUUGUGGCCUAACACGUGAUCUAUCCUGGAGAAUGUUUCAUGUGCACUUGAGAAGAAUGUGUAUUCUGUUGCCUUUGGAUGCAAUGUCUGGUCUCCGUGACCUUUGAGGAUGUGGCUGUGAACUUCACCCUGGAGGAGUGGGCUUUACUGGAUCCUUCACAGAAGAAACUCUACAGAGAUGUGAUGCGGGAAACUUUCAGGAACCUCGCCUCAAUAGGGAAAAAAUGGGAAGGUCAUAACAUUGAAGAUGGCUUGAAAACCCAGGGGAGAAAUCUAAGAAGUCAAAUGGUAGAGAGACUCUGUGAAAGCAAACGAGGUCGACAAUGUGGAGACACUGUCAGCCAGAUUCCACAUCUUAAUCUGAACAAGAAAAUUCCCUCUGGAGUAAAGCCAUGUAAAUGUAGUGUGUGUGGAAAAGUCUUUGUGUGUCAUUCAUCCCUUAACAGGCAUGUCACAUCUCACACUGGACACAAACCAUAUGAGUAUCAUGAAUAUGAAGAGAAGCCAUAUAAAUGUAAGGAAUGUGGGAAAGCCUUCAGUUACCGCAAAUCUGUUCACAGGCACGAAAGGACUCACACUGGAGAAAAACCCUAUGAAUGUAAGGAAUGUGGGAAAGCCUUCACCUGGCUGACAACCUAUCGAAGACACAUGAUAACACACACUGGAGAUGGACCUUAUAAAUGUAAAGAAUGUGGGAAAGCCUUUAGUUGUUCCACUUCAUUUCGAACACAUGAAAGAACUCACAGUGGAGAGAAACCCUAUGAAUGUAAACAGUGUGGUAAAUCCCUCAGGUCUCCUCUAGGUUUACAGAUACAUGAAAGAAAUCACACUGGAGAGAAACCCUAUGAAUGUAAACAGUGUGGUAAAGCCCUCAGUUGUCCCAGUUCCUUUCGAAGACAUGAAAGGACUCACACUGCAGAGAAACAAUAUGAGUGUAAACAAUGUGAGAAAACCUUCAGUUCUCCUCUUGGUUUGCGAAUACAUGAAAGAAUUCACACUGGAGAGAAACCCUAUGAAUGUAAGGAAUGUGGGAAAGCCUUCAUUUCUCUCUCGAGCAUUCGAACACACAUGAUAACGCACACUGGAGAUGGACCUUAUAAGUGUAAGGAAUGUGGUAAAGCAUUCAUCUGUCCCAGUUCAUUUCGCUCACAUGAAAGGACUCACACUGGAGAAAAGCCAUAUGAAUGUAAACAGUGUGGUAAAACCUUCAGUUGGCCCAGUUCCUUUCGAAUACAUGAAAGAACUCAUACUGGAGAGAAACCCUAUGAAUGUACAGAGUGUGGGAAAACCUUCAUUUAUCGCACAACCUUUCAAGGACACAUGAGAAAGCACACUGGAGAGAAACCCUAUAAAUGUAAAGAAUGUGGGAAAGCCUUCAUUUCUCCCUCAAGUGUUCGAACACACAUGAUAAUGCAUACUGGAGAUGGACCUUAUAAAUGUAAGGCAUGUGGGAAAGCCUUCAAUUUUCCCAGUUCAUUUCGAAUACAUGAAAGAACUCACACUGGAGAGAAGCCCUAUGAAUGUAAACAGUGUGGUAGAGCCUUCAGUUGUUACACAUCUUUUCGAACCCAUGAAAAAACUCAUACUGGAGAGAAACCCUAUGAAUGUAAGGAAUGUGGAAAAGCCUUCGUUUAUCGCACUACUUUCCGAGGACACAUGAGAAUGCACACUGGUGAGAAACCAUACAAAUGUAAAGAAUGUGGCAAAGCCUUCAGUCGCCCCAAUUCCUUUCGAAGGCAUGAAAGAUCUCAUACUGAAUAGAAACCUCUUGAAUGUAAGCAGUGUGGGAAAGACGUCAGUUGGCCUUCAUCCUUACAUGUGAAAACUCCCAUUGGAAAGAAAUUCUAUAAAUUUAAGUAUGAGAAAGCCUGAUACGAAUUAAUUCAUGUAUAAAAGAAUCAUUAUAAUAGUUAAAAAUAUAUUGUCUUUAUCAGUGCCUCAUUCUUAAAGUGGAUUUCUGUACUGUGGAUAUUUACUUCUUACUUUCAAAAGUGAACAUUGAGGUGAGAUAAUUCUGUAAGUUGUGUUUAAGCAAUAUUAUGUAAGAUUUAGAGGUAUUGUUUUCUCAUUGAAUCAGUUAAUAACAUUUUUUUCUUUGCAUUUGGAACCUGUUUGAUCCAUGGGAGAGUUGAGGUGUAAUAUGCAAGUAUGUGUAAUUUUUAUAUAAUGCUUCACUUGUUUUGUAAGGAAGGAGCUAUUGAUAAAUGGCAUUUUGGUAUUUGUUGGGAUUUUCCUACUGGCCUCCUGUGCCAGGUACCAGAUGUCCUUUACCCAUUAUAUAUUCAUUCUUUCAUUCUUAUGAGAAGAUUAACUCUUUUGUUAUGGCCAGAAGAGCCUUAUUCCAUUUUCCUUGCUAAUAAAAGAUGGCAAAAAUUUGUAAAUACGUAAAUAUGGAGAGUUUAUCAUAUAGUCUCAUGUCAGUUAUUUCCAUGUGUUCCCUUUGAUCUUUGUUAUUCCUACUGGCUGGGAUUUGAAUAAUAGAUUUUGCCUUAAGACAGACCUGUUGGACAAUAAAAUGUAGAAUUGGAGAUGGCUCUCCUAAAUUGUUUUGUUACCUGGGUAAUGUGACAUUUUCUAGAAUCUGUGUCCUUUAUGGUUCCAUGUUAGAAUUCACCUAUAGCCUCACUUGCAUGAGAUUUGGAAGGCAGAAGCAAACAAAGCAUUAGUCAAGUUUGGAGCCACCAUACAGAGAGAGAGACGAGAUGCAUAGGAGCUUUGAGAACACCUGCUUCCAGCCUGUUUUCCUGAUUCCUUGCCCUGCCAAUCAAGCAUAUUCUCAAAACCACAAUCAACUGCUUGACUUCCACUUGUUUAGAGGUGUAGGUUUCCGCACAUAUCCUCACAAGUUCCACGUCAAAGAUCCAUCGUAGUUUGGGUUUUCCUACAAGCUGCCACAUGUCCACCAGGCAACUAAUUCGAACUUUCUCUGAUGCUUGGACUUCCAUCUUCUUUAGAUUGUAUUCGUUUAAGGUCUAAUUUAUGUAGUAAUCACCUUGUUCUGGUAAUGGUGCUAGUGACCAUGUGUUCAUGAUUUCGCUGUGACAGCUACAAUGGUGUGGUCCAAAAGAACCUCCACUGCACUGCAUGGCAACCGCUCUGACCCAGUCCUUCCACGUGAGAAUAAGCACCUUCCUCAUAUCAGGCAGAUUAUGGAUGUUCUCCAUUGCUCACAGCUGUAUAAAACUCCACAGUACAUUUUCAGUCAUGUUUGAUUGAUUGUGACGAAAAACAGUAGCUUUUUGUCAAAAUCUUCUGUAGUUGUUUCUUAAAACUACUGUUUUUUGUUUCUUAAGCACAUAAUAAAAUAUUCUAUUGUAAUAAUGGAUUUUCAGAUCAACUUAAUAAU